Messenger RNA from Leucoraja erinaceus (little skate), 695 nucleotides. RefSeq names its product putative nuclease HARBI1. NCBI's taxonomy places the organism in Eukaryota, Metazoa, Chordata, Chondrichthyes, Rajiformes, Rajidae. The coding region runs from base 96 to 695 and encodes 199 amino acids. The record is from RefSeq and is a predicted model, not a curated record. The transcript has a single exon.
AAAGUGCAUUCACAAACUUUGUCAGAAUUUCACCCGAGUUCUUUAAUGAGCUGAAGAAUAAUUUGGGACCUCUGCUGAAGAAGACAGACACUGUAAUGAGAAAGGCACUGGAACCAGGGUUGCGCAUAGCAAUCACCCUCCGCUACUUGGCCUCAGGCGAUUCUUAUAAAAGUCUAUCUUACAACUUGAUUGUCGCCACCACCACCACCAUCUGUGGUAUUGCCCGAGAAACCUGUGAGGCGAUCAUCAAAUUUUAUUCAGCUGAAGUGAUGGAAUGCCCCACUACACCAGAUGUGUGGAAGAGAGUGGCGCUGGGGUUUGAAAACAGGUGGAACUUUGCUCACACAUGUGGGGCUUUGGAUGGCAAGCAUGUGGCAAUUCGUAAACCACCCGGAGGUGGCUCAAAUUAUUUCAAUUACAAGAAAUUCCACUCAAUUGUACUCUUGGCGGUGGUUGAUCAUAACUACAACUUCCUGUAUGUGGAUGUGGGCACACCUGGAAGUGUUGGUGAUGGCCGGAUUUGGAAAGAAACCUGGCUUGGAAAGAGAAUGGAAGGUGGAACAGCAGGCAUGCCUGAUCCAGAGCCUCUGUCAGGAGAAGACAGCCCGGACAUCCCAUAUGCGAUGGUUGCUGAUGACGCCUUUGAACUACGGCCCUGGAUUAUGAAGCCAUAUCCACUAGAGGAAUCUAACUAG